Wasmannia auropunctata (little fire ant) is the source of this 1219-nucleotide messenger RNA. RefSeq lists its product as uncharacterized. The annotation marks the transcript as partial. The transcript is spliced from 6 exons. Gene Ontology annotation, cellular component: cytoplasm. The record is from RefSeq and is a predicted model, not a curated record. NCBI's taxonomy places the organism in Eukaryota, Metazoa, Arthropoda, Insecta, Hymenoptera, Formicidae.
CACUGGGCAUUUCUGUUUUGCGCAUGGCAAAUUGACUUAUUGACAAACGUCAGCUGCGUCAGCAAAGCACAGCAACGUCAAAUGAUUAUGUGCAAUUAAUACUCUUUGCCACGUUCACAGCGGCCGGAACACAAUGAUCCGGCUGAUGUUUGGUUUCUUGAUUGGCGUCUUCGUGACAGCGAGUUUCGUGGACACGUAUAGAUAUAACGAUUAUGAUGUACAGCAACGGAAUGAAAAUGCUAUGCAAAAAUUGCUGCAUAUAUUAGAUAACGACUACAACAAGGAGAAACGUAGGAAUAUUAAAGAUGAGUUUGACGGUUGGAGCGGGCGUUGGAUGCCCGAAAGGCCGAGCGAUCCGAAACCACCGCCGAAAGUAUUGCCAAAGAAUCAGCCACGAUAUGAAUACGAAUCUGUAACAGAGUUACCUCACGAGGUGCACUGGCCUGGACGUUGGAUGCCUGAGAGACCAGGCGAUCCAAGACCACCGCCGAAAGUGCUGCCAAAGAAUCAGCUACAACACGUAUACGAACCCAUAACAGAGCCGUCUCACGAGAUGCAAUGGCCUGGACGUUGGAUGCCUGAGAGACCAGGCGAUCCAAGACCACCGCCGAAAGUGCUGCCAAAGAAUCAGCUACAACACGUAUACGAACCCGUAACAGAGCCGUCUCACGAGAUGCAAUGGCCUGGACGUUGGAUGCCUGAGAGGCCAGGUGAUCCAAAACCACCGCCCAAAGUGAUGCCGAAGAAUGAACAACACUACGAAUAUGAAUCUAUAACAGAAUUUCCUCGAGAGAUGUACAUGGGCCAUGUAUCACCGGAAUGUGACGAUGCUAAGACCAACUUGACUAUCGAUUGGGAUCAUAAUCCAUCGGAAUAUACAUGUUACGGUCAUAAUAUCGUACCAAGUAAAAUUGCAGCACGAAUGUAUUGUGAGACUAUCCCGAAAGCGUAUAAGGCUGUUCACAAGUGUAUGGACCAUAGAAUUGAAUAUGACGUCGAUAUUCCUCUCUAUGGUCCGCAUAGACCUUUGUGGCCAGUUUACGGAGAAUACAAAUACUUGCCCAAACAGAGAUGGCUGCAUAGUCUCGAGCAUGGCGCGAUUGUCAUGUUGUAUCACCCAUGUGCAAAUCCACUGGAAGUAGAACGUUUGAAAAAUCUUGUUAGCAAAUGUCUCUGGCGACAUAUCAUCACACCAUACAAUUAUCUGGAGGAAGAACGA